This is a messenger RNA of Adineta steineri, 309 nucleotides long. The record is from the annotation of a GenBank genome assembly. Lineage: Eukaryota; Metazoa; Rotifera; Eurotatoria; Adinetida; Adinetidae.
AUGGAUCGUGAAUUCAAAGGUAAUCGUGAACGUGAGCGUGAACGUGAACGUGAAGGUGGCUUUGAAGGUGGUCGUGAUCGUGGCUUUGAAGGUGGUCGUGAACGUGGAUUUGAAGGCAAUCGUGAACGUCAAGGUGAACGUGAACCAGGUCUCAUCAAUGAUUUUCGUCGUGAAGAAGGAAAAAUCGAAGGUGAAUUUCGAGAUUUUGAAAGAGGUCAUGAACAACGUGAAGCUGAUAAAUAUGAGAAUCGUGCUGAUAAAUAUGAACGAAGAGAAGAUGAAGAUUUCAAUAAAGGACGUUUUCCAUAA